This is a messenger RNA of Cottoperca gobio, 604 nucleotides long. RefSeq names its product histidine triad nucleotide binding protein 1 (gene hint1). Lineage: Eukaryota; Metazoa; Chordata; Actinopteri; Perciformes; Bovichtidae. The transcript is spliced from 3 exons. The record is from RefSeq and is a predicted model, not a curated record. Bases 79 to 459 code for a protein of 126 amino acids. Gene Ontology annotation, molecular function: catalytic activity.
UUUUGUAGUUUCACGGAGCCAAGAGCGGCGCUGAAGGCUCCGUGAAACUACAAGGCGACUCAUCUCAUCGGCACCAACAUGUCUGAUGAAAUGGCAAAAGCUCAGGUUGCCCAGCCGGGCGGAGACACGAUAUUUGGAAAAAUCAUACGCAAAGAGAUCCCCGCCACGCUUCUGUAUGAAGAUGACCAGUGUGUGGCCUUCCCUGAUAUCUCACCUCAAGCUCCCACUCACAUCCUUGUCGUCCCAAAAAAGCCAAUUGUUCAACUGUCACAAGCGGAGGAUAGUGAUGCUGCAUUGUUGGGCCACUUGAUGAUUGUUGCAAAGAAGUGUGCUCAAGAGGCGGGCCUGUCUAAAGGCUACAGGAUUGUCGUCAAUGAUGGGCCAGAGGGAGGCCAGUCGGUCUACCAUCUCCACGUUCACGUCCUGGGCGGACGCAUGUUGGCGUGGCCCCCCGGCUAACCUCAGGUCGCCCCGCACACAGACCAUCCUGCCAUCAGUAUUCACGUCUGUUGUCAAACAACCAGUACUGUUCACUUUCGACUAAACCAUGGGAAGUAUAAAACCUGGAAAUUGAUCAAUGAUAAUAAAAAGCACUUCACAACAA